Messenger RNA from Patella vulgata (common limpet), 5267 nucleotides. RefSeq names its product putative ankyrin repeat protein RF_0381. Lineage: Eukaryota; Metazoa; Mollusca; Gastropoda; Patellidae. Gene Ontology annotation, biological process: regulation of DNA-templated transcription. Gene Ontology annotation, molecular function: protein binding; double-stranded DNA binding. Bases 361 to 2427 code for a protein of 688 amino acids. The record is from RefSeq and is a predicted model, not a curated record. The transcript has 4 exons.
CAUGAUUAUAAAGAUAUGAUUUGAGUAUAUUGUACUAGUAAGUCAUCUCAUUCCUGUAACUAAUGUUAUCUGGCGACUGAAUGUUGUUCUGACGUUUGUCUUACCAGGAAUCACAAUUCAAAAGUUCAAUUCUACAUUUUGAUGUCAAGCUGGAUACAGUGCAUAAUAUAUUACCCUAAAGUCAUUCUCUCAAUCCCAUUCCACUCAGACUCUGCUGAUGCAUGUUUAAAGAACAACAAUUCUACUAAUCUUGCUACACAGACAACCCUUUGAUAAUGUAGUUCGCUACAUCCAGCACUACAGCCGAUGGUAUGUUUUCCUGAUAGCUUCAUACCAAAACGAUCAUCAAACAAAUGAAAUAUGGCUUCCUUGAAAGACUCUAAGAGAACAACAGAUGAACGGAUAAACAGGCCAGGCACCCACUCUCAAGAUUUCUACCAACUUCAAAAUAUAGUGCUACUAGAAGACGACGGAGCUUCUUCAACUAAAAUACCACAAAGAUUAGCACCCGGAAAGACCAUGGUGCACAUGUCAACAUUUAAAGACUACCAUGACCAGAUUGGUAACAAGAAUGUGAUACUAGAAGCUUGUAGACAUGGUUCAGUUGCCAAAGUUAGACAUUUAAUAGAUCAGGGUACAGAUGUCAACAGUAAGGACGUACAUGGUAGAACAUGUAUCUUACUUUGUAGUACAUCACCCAUUGAACCCAUUGAAAAAAUAGACUUUUUACGGUCAAAUGGAGGUAAUAUUCAAGAUAUCGAUGAUGAAAACAAUGGUAUAUUACAUUUGGCUUGUGAUUUAGGGACGCUAGAAACAGUUGAGUAUCUUGUAAAUAUAGGGUUAGAUAUCAACACUAAAGGUUAUAAAAGUAGAUCUUGUAUAAUGGCGUGUAGUCAGUCUAAAAUACAAGCUACUGAUAAAAUAGAAUUGUUAAGACAGAUGGGUGGCAAUAUUCUUGAUACAGAUGUAAACAAUGAUAAUUUGUUACACUUAGCAUGUCAUAGUGGUUCACUAGAUACAGUAAGAUAUCUAAUUAAUCAAGGCCUGGAUAUCAAUACUAAAGGGAGAUACGGAAGGACAUGUAUAUUGUUAUGUAGUCAAUCUGAAACACAGGCCAUUGAGAAAAUAGAACUAUUGAUAUCAAAGGGAGGUAAUAUAUAUGAUACUGAUGAUGAUAACCAUGAUAUGCUUCACUUGGCUUGUAUGUUGGGUACACUAGAGACUGUCAGAUAUAUGAUAGACCUUGGUUUAGAUGUAAACGCCAAAUGUAAGAACUUUAGAACACCCAUAUUACAUUGCGGUACGUCAGUAAUACAACCCAUUGAGAAAAUAAAAAUAGUACGUUUUAAGGGUGGUAAUAUUUAUGAAAUUGACGGUAAAAAAUAUGGUAUAUUACUCAUAGCUUGUGCUAGUGGUACAUUAGAUACUGUAAGAUAUCUGAUAGAUCUAGGGUUGGAUAUUAACACUAAAGGUUUCAAUUUUAGAAGGUGUAUAAUACUGUGUAUUCAAUCUGAAAUACAAGCCACCGAGAAAUUAAAUUUAUUUAUGUUAAAAUGGGCUAAUAUAUAUAACACUAAAUUUCACUAUGAUGGUAUAUUACACGUGGCUUGUACUGAUGGUACAUUAGAUACAGUUAGACAUCUGAUAGAUCUAGGGUUGGAUAUAAACACUAAAGCUUUAAAAGGUAGAACAUGUAUCUUACAGUGUAGUACUUCUAAAACCCAACCUAUUGAGAAAAUAGAAUUAUUAAGGUCAAAGGGAGGUAAUAUUAAUGAUCGAGAUACUGAUAACAAUGGUAUGUUACACCUGGCUUGUAUUUCGGGUACAUUAGAUACUGUAAAACAUCUGAUGGAUCUAGGGUUGCGCAUCAACAACAGAGGCGAGUAUGGUAGAACUUGUAUCUUGACCUGUUCCCAAUCUACAACCCAAGCUAGCGAGAAAAUAGAGUUAUUAAGGUUAAAUGGGGGUAAUAUCAAUGACACUGAUGAUGAUAACCAUGGUAUAUUACACCUUGCUUGUGGCGUUGGUACAUUAGGUACUGUUAAAUAUCUGAUAGAUCUUGGGUUGGAUAUCAAUACUAAAGGGAGGUUCGGCAGUACGUGCAUCUUGUAUUGCUGUGAAUCGGAAACACAAGCCAUUGAAAAAAUAGACUUUUUAAGGUCAAAGGGGGGUAAUAUUCAUGACCGGGAUGAUAGUAGCAGUGGUAUAUUACACCUUGCUUGUGUAAACGGCACGUUAGACAUCGUUCAAUACCUAGUUAAUCUAGGACUAGAUAUAAACAGUAAAGAUGGAUCAGGAAACACGCCUGUUUCAUUCAGUUUUAUGUCUGGUGUACAAUCUCGUCAAAAACUCUUUUUUUUAAUGUCCUUAGAUGCCGAACUUUCAUGGCUCGAGUGGUUAAAAUUCGAAUUUCUUACAGUAUUUUAACAGCUUAAUCCAUACUUUAUAGCCUGAAUUAGGCAUGAAUUAAACAUUACAGAUAAAAAAAAAUACAAUUUUAAUAUUCGCCAAUCUUUCAUUAUUUUAACGGAUCAAAUGAUAUCAAACCAAAGCUAUAAACACCUGAGUAUGGAUUUAUUACAUACAGUGUCUGUAUGAAUGAGGUAAAAUACAUUCAUACUUUACAGUAAAAUAUACAGUUUCUGUAUGAAUGAGAUAAUGCCAUUUAUUGUAGUACUUACUAUUCGAUCUUCACGUUGCCUUCACUUCCGUGACUAAAAUUAUAACUACAGUUCAGCGUCAGGGUUUUGUUCUGUUCUGUUUUUUUAUUCAUAUAAAAAACGUUAAUCAUUAGUCACAAAUGAAUCUAUAAACAAUUAUUAGUCAAUGCCAUAAUAUUAUUACACCAUACUUUACAGUGAAAUAUGCUGAAAUGCACCAACAGAAUAAGCGAUUUAAGCAUUUCCCCCAUUUUACGGCAGUCGGCUUUUGUUAAUUCCAAAGAAAAAUUUUGUCGAUCAUAUUUUUUUAUUUUAUACUGUAAUACAACUAAAGAUACAUCAUAUAAGAGCUAACUCUGCCUGGUGCAGGUCUUUCUGUUGCCUCAGAUUUUAUAUAAAUUAUUAAUUAGAAAUUUAUUUACAUGACAAGUAUAUAAUCAUAUCGUCUGCUACUAUCUUACGAGUUCAACAGUAAGGACGUCGUCUUGUGCUGGCUUCCCAGUCACGUUGAUAUAAGGGGAAUGAUCAAGCAGAUUUUGCUGCCAAAGCUGCUUUAGAUCUCCCCCAAUCACCCUUUUUAAUACCAUAUAAAGAUUUUAAAUCAUGUAUAAAUCAUUUUAUUUAUGACCGCUGGCAACGGUCUUGGGAUCUUGCAGGCACAAAUAAACUUCAUCAUAUCAAGCCUCUCUAAGGAGACUGGCCAAGCUCCUAUAGAACUAACAGGAGGGAUGAAGUUGUUUUGUGUCGCUCUCGCAUUGGUCAUACUUUUUUAACUCACAUUUUCAUCUUGAAGCGAGAGCCUCAACCAGAAUGUGAACACUGUCAUGUUUCUUUGACGGUGAAGCACAUUUUGAUUGAGUGCAAGUAUCUUGGAAAUAUUAGAUCAAAAUAUUACCGUUGUCAGACAUUACAACAUUUAUUUGCUCAACCGUAGCUAUAUUGUAAGAUCCUAAAUUUUUUAAAAGAGACAAAAUUUUAUUUUAAGUUUUAAUUGUAUAUAUGUAACCCGUCUUCUUUCAUUUUAAUUGUUUAUAUUCAUAAAGUAUUUGAUAUUGGAUUGUUUUGAUUGAAACACGAUCGCUAUUUAAUAAUUUCAUUACAAAAUGGAUAAUUGGGAGAUUUUUUCUGAUCAUGGUCAUAAUUUCGCUCAGAAUGAAGUAAUUUGAUUGAAAUGUUCACUAUAUUCUAUUUUCAUUAUCUAUUUUUGAACUAUUAUUAUAAGAACGGGAAUCAUUUUAUCUAAAUCAUACAUAAUGCAUCUUUUAUAUCUUAUUUGCUGAUGUUUUACUAGACCGGUGGAAUGAAAGGUAUGUUUUACUAGACCGGUGGAAUGGGAUGUAUGUUUGACUAGACCGGUGGAAUGAUAUGUAUGUUUUACUAGACCGGUGGAAUGGGAUGGUUGUUUUACUAGACCGGUGGAAUGAUAUGUAUGUUUUACUAGACCGGUGAAAUGUUUUACUAGACCGGUGGAAUGGGAGGUAUGUUUUACUAGACCUGUGGAAUGAGAGGAAUGUUUUACUAGACCGGUGGAAUGAGGGGUAUGUUUUACUAGACCGGUGGAAUGAAAGGUAUGUUUUACUAGACCGGUGGAAUGAGGGGUAUGUUUUACUGACCGGUGGAAUGAGGGGUAUGUUUUACUAGUCCGGUGGAAUGAAAGGUAUGUUUUACUAGACCUGUGGAAUGAGAGGAAUGUUUUACUAGACCGGUGGAAUGAGGGGUAUGUUUUACUAGACCUGUGGAAUGAGGGGUAUGUUUUACUAGACCGGUGGAAUGAGAGGUAUGUUUUACUAGACCGGUGGAAUGGGAUGUAUGUUUUACUAGACCGGUGGAAUGAGGGGUAUGUUUUACUAGACCGGUGGAAUGAGGGGUAUGUUUUACUAGACCGGUGGAAUGGGAUGUAUGUUUUACAAGACCAAAAGAUCCCUUGGCAGUUGGAAUUCGAUAUAAGAGUAGGCGAUAGUGCCGCUGCCCGGGCAAAAUUUCCCUCAUAGCACACUGUAUGGCGUAUGCCCGUCUUCAUUAGCCCAGGUUAGGAGCAGAACAGUAGGACGUUAAACCCCAUUUCAUUUCAUUUUUACUAGACCGGUGGAAUGGGAUGUAUGUUUUACUAGACCGGUGGAAUGGGAUGUAUGUUUUACUAGAUCGGUGGAAUGGGAUGUAUGUUUUACUAGACCGGUGGAAUGGGAUGUAUGUUUUACUAGACCGGUGAAAUGGGAUGUAUGUUUUACUAGGCCUGUGAAAUGGGAUGUAUGGUUUACUAGACCGGUGAAAUGGGAUGUAUGUUUUACUAGACCGGUGAAAUGAGAGGUAUGUUUUACUAAACCGGUGAAAUCUUUUACUAGACCGGUGAAAUGAGAGGUAUGUUUUACUGACCGGUGGAAUGAAAGGUAUGUUUACUAGACCGGUGGAAUGAUAUGUAUGUUUUACUAGACCGGUGGAAUGAUAUGUAUGUUUUACUAGACCGGUGAAAUGUUUUACUAGACCGGUGGAAAGAGAGGUAUGUUUUACUAAACCGGUGGAAUAGGAUGUAUGUUUUACUAGACCGGCGGAAUGAGAGAUCUGUUUUUGUCGGGUUUAUACUGUAAUAAAACAAAUGUUAUUAAUCUU